AUGGGAAUCAAUCACCACGCCGCAAGUGGAUUAAUGAUCACAACUGUAGCGAGGCUUCGCGCAGGAGUUCCAUCAACUCUGAAUGCCUUUUGCUUAGCCGAUUACCAGCAAGGUACGAGUCCUCAUCUUUGGGGUUUUCCGAACUACGACAGAAACACCCUUCAAGCAUCGUUCUACAAUGAAGGACGAAAAGGGCAUCACAACAAGAAUAAGUAUUCUGGUGGAUAUUACAACCAUUUCUAUGGCGGUUACAAUCGCGACAAUGAUUACACAAUUGUCAGCACAUAUUUUCCAAAUGUCGAUGAACGAUGCAAUCGUCUGUUUGUUGUCGACACUGGAGAUCUCUACUAUUCGCCAUCAAUUAGCUAUAAUGUCCAGAAUCCGGCACUUCUUGUUUAUGAGCUUCCUGCGAAUGGAUGUCAAACGCGUAAUUUCCCAUUAAUAAGACGCGUUGAAAUUCCCAAUCAUCUCUGGAACAUUAAACUUGGCUUAGAUUUCAUCAACUUCGAUUAUCAGUCUAAAGGCUCUUGCGAUGAUGUCUUCUUGUACAUCACUAAUGACUCUGACGGCGUUCUAAUUGUCUAUGAUUACAAACGCGGAGAAUUCUGGUCUUUUGAUGAUGUUUCCAUGAAGCCGGUUCAAGCCGAAAGAUUCGUUACUUUUGAAGAUAAAGUAUAUGAGUUCCCAUUGGGAAUAGUAAGUGUUGGUCUUGGAUAUCUAGAUAAAGAUGGCGAUAGGAAUGUUUACUUUGGCACUGGUUCAACUGAAGCUGAGUACUUAGUCAGCUCAAGGGUGCUUAAGAACAAGAAGGCAUCCUACUCUUCCAAUCCAGAUGAUUUCAAACAAAUUGGCUAUCUUGGAUGCAAUACUCAAAUCUUCAAGCACGUCUUCGAUCCAACAACAGGAGUGAUUUUCUUCGGCGAAACGAAUUCGAAGAGAAUCAGCUGCUGGAACACUAAACUUCGUCUCAGUCCAGACACAACUGGAGUUGUUUUGGAGUCAGAUCUUCUGCUAUUCCCGGCUGACAUGUAUAUUGAUUCGGAAGGUUAUCUCUGGUUCCUCGGAAAUCAUAUGCCUCUUAUAUAUUUAACUGAAGAUCCUCUAGAUUUAACCAAUGUCAACUCCAAUGUACUUCGCGUGAAGACAACUGAUGCCAUCAGAGGAACUGUUUGUGACGUACAAAACACCUAUAAUUAUUAA
Molecule: messenger RNA, 1200 nt
Organism: Phlebotomus argentipes
Lineage: Eukaryota; Metazoa; Arthropoda; Insecta; Diptera; Psychodidae
Product: L-dopachrome tautomerase yellow-f-like
Exons: 1
Coding region: 1-1200 (399 amino acids)
Cellular component (GO): extracellular region
Source: RefSeq, a predicted model, not a curated record